This is a messenger RNA of Pteronotus mesoamericanus, 2150 nucleotides long. RefSeq names its product glycerophosphodiester phosphodiesterase 1 (gene GDE1). Gene Ontology annotation, molecular function: glycerophosphodiester phosphodiesterase activity. Gene Ontology annotation, biological process: N-acylethanolamine metabolic process; phospholipid metabolic process; ethanolamine metabolic process. The record is from RefSeq and is a predicted model, not a curated record. Lineage: Eukaryota; Metazoa; Chordata; Mammalia; Chiroptera; Mormoopidae. Gene Ontology annotation, cellular component: plasma membrane. The transcript is spliced from 6 exons. Bases 149 to 1144 code for a protein of 331 amino acids.
ACCGCCGCCGCCGCCAUUGUGCGGCGCUGUACCCCUCGAAGGGUGCUUCUUAGGCGAGUGCUUGGGGCUCUUGCCCUUGCUUCUCGCUGUCCUAUUGCUGGAGCCCGGCGGGUCCGGGACUCCCGUCCGUGCCGGUGCGGGCGCCGGCAUGUGGGUGUGGGAGGAAGAGGGGGGCCUCCUGGGCCCCUUCUCCUUCAUACUACUGCUGCUCUUGCUGGUGACACGCAGCCCCUUCAAUGCCUGCCUCUUCACCGGCAGCCUCUACCUCCUGCUGCGCCUCUUCAGCUUUGAGCCUUUGCCCUCCCGCAGGGCCCUGCAGGUGCUCAAGCCUAGGGACCGCGUUUCCGCCAUCGCCCACCGCGGCGGCAGCCACGACGCGCCCGAGAAUACGCUGGCGGCUAUUCGGCAGGCAGCUAAGAAUGGAGCAACAGGCGUGGAGUUGGACAUUGAGUUUACUUCUGAUGGAAUUCCUGUUUUAAUGCAUGAUAACACAGUAGAUAGGACAACAGAUGGCACUGGGCGAUUGUGUGAUUUGACAUUUGAACAAAUUAGGAAGCUUAAUCCUGCAGCAAAUCACAGAUUAAGGAAUGAUUUCCCUGAUGAAAAAAUCCCUACCCUUAGAGAAGCAGUUGCAGAGUGCCUGAAGCAUAACCUCACUGUCUUCUUUGAUGUUAAAGGCCAUGCAAAUAAGGCUACUGAUGCUCUAAAGAAAAUGUACAUGGAGUUUCCUCAACUAUACAAUAAUAGUAUGGUCUGCUCUUUCUUGCCAGAAGUUAUCUAUAAGAUGAGACAGACAGAUCAGAAUGUAGUAACGGCUUUAACUCACAGACCUUGGAGUCUUAGCCAUACAGGAGAUGGGAAACCACGCUAUGACGCUUUGUGGAAACAGUCCAUGUUCGUGGUCCUGGACAUUUUGCUCGACUGGAGCAUGCACAAUAUCUUGUGGUACCUGUGUGGAAUUUCAGCUUUCCUUAUACAAAAGGAUUUUGUAUCCCCGAACUACUUAAAGAAGUGGUCGGCUAAAGGCAUUCAAGUUGUUGGUUGGACUGUUAAUACCUUUGAUGAAAAAAGUUACUACGAGUCCCAUCUUGGUUCCAGCUAUGUCACCGACAGCUUGGUGGAAGACUGUGCAUCUCAGUUCUAGACUUUUCCCCAGGGAGGAAACCAUGGGUACAGAGAUUGCCUGCUGGCCUUAAGCAGGGAUAUUGAAAAACCCUUUGUGCUAGCCCCAAGCCAUGGGGGAUCAGGUGGCCAGCCAAGCAAGUCGGUAAUUGCAUUUUUACCCGAACCAAAGCAAAACCUGGUGUUGUCACUGUGCUCCAUGGAAUGCCUGAGUUAAAUAAUGUUGCUUUUGAAAAUCUGGGUCUGCAGAAAGGCACAACAGCUGCUGCCCAGAUCUAGCUGAGGCAUAGACCGGAGACUCAGUGAGGAUAAGCACAAAUUGAGUUGUGCAGUUUGGGGGUGCAAAUGCAAAUGCAUGGGAAAUGCAUGACCAUUCAAAGUUGACAUUUUAAAACUUGACACACUUAGGUAAUUUACUUAAAAUAUUUGCAUUCAGCUACAUCAUCAACGUACUGUAGAUGUCAAACUUGUGAUCAAACUAUUAACAAUCAUUAAAAGGAACACUAAGGGAAAACUGCAUAUCAAGCAUCAUAUCCUAGGACAUAAGGAAUUUAAGGAAGUUGCUGUCAGCAAUCCAGUGACCAGGGGCAAACAGCUUCAGUGUGGUGCAUAGGUUGGGGAAGUGUUGGCACCAGCCUGAGGAAAUGUUUAUGGUACGUAUUUUGAAAUAACUACAGGCCACUAGGGAGCAGAGUUGCACUCUUUCAUGCUGCUCUACAACUGAUGAUCAGAGACAGUUCAAGGAUAUUAGGUAUCAUUUUACAUGAGAAAACGGAAACCUGUGGAAAGGAAGGGUCUUCCUCAGGUAUGAUACAGCUGGUGACACAGCAGAGCCUGGUCUUAGCUGACGUGGUGGGGCAGGGUACCAACUAGGGCCAACAGUGUGGUGGUUUAACACAUUAUCUUUGUUGCACAAAACUCUUAGAGGUAUUUGAUUUUUGCUGAUGAGAAAGCCGAGGCACUGUGAAGUUAGUCACUUACGCAAGGUCUCAAAUUUCUUGGUGCAAUUGGAACUCAAAUCCAGGUUG